AUGUUUGUCGAUGGCAUGCGUGAAGGGCAGUUUCGCCUAUCGCUGGAACGCGCGGAGCCUGCCACGUUGGAGGGGGCUUUCGUUAUCGCCCUCCAUGAGGACUGCAGAGUCACCAAGGCCUAUACCAAGCCUUCAGUUGUUACCGCUGUCAAAUCAGCGGGCCCGGAAGCUAUAGAGAUUGAUGCGAUUGAGUCGUCGGGUGACCGACAGCGUGUUACGCCCUACAAGGGCGACGUCCAUAGCGGACGUCAGAUGAUCUCCUUUCGAUGUCGAAAGUCGGGACAUCGCGCGGCUGAAUGCCGCGCGCCAGCACCGAUGUCAGUACACGCAACGGACACCCAUCAAGAGGGAGGGACUCCGUUCACUCGUCCAAAAAACGGAUGA
Messenger RNA from Peronospora matthiolae, 384 nucleotides. The record is from the annotation of a GenBank genome assembly. Lineage: Eukaryota; Oomycota; Peronosporomycetes; Peronosporales; Peronosporaceae.